AUGGAUGGCAUUUACUUGCCUGACGGGCGACAACUUGCAUUAAUUGACCGCGAUUGGAUUCUCGACGAGCUACCACAUCUAGGAAAUCCCGAUCCAAACUCAGACGCGAAUUAUCUACUUGCAUCAGCCGCAGCUGCUCAUAGUGGCCUAGGUGUUGGAGGAGGAAGUUCGACAGGUCGAACUAUAUCAGGUGUUGGCAGUGGAAGCAGUUCAGCACACGGAACAACUGCACACACGACUGGUGGAGACAGUGCAGGUGCUACCGGAAACGCGGGAGUGAAUCCUCAAGCUGCAGCAACUAGUCAUAGUCUAUCGUAUAAUCCUGACGAAUUUGAUAGCGAGUUAACGUUACUAUCGGAAAUCAUUGACGAAACUCAAAAUAAGUGGUCGGAUUUUGGAUUGAAUCAAUUACUUACACCAUACGCACGUACAGAUCGACCGGCAUUUAAAUAA
This is a messenger RNA of Adineta ricciae, 453 nucleotides long. Lineage: Eukaryota; Metazoa; Rotifera; Eurotatoria; Adinetida; Adinetidae. The record is from the annotation of a GenBank genome assembly.